Messenger RNA from Sclerotinia borealis F-4128, 444 nucleotides. The record is from the annotation of a GenBank genome assembly. NCBI's taxonomy places the organism in Eukaryota, Fungi, Ascomycota, Leotiomycetes, Helotiales, Sclerotiniaceae.
AUGCCAGCCAUCCGCCACGCCUCGAAGCGCAAAGCUCCUCCCCAAGGCUACAGUGACAUCGAAGAUUCCCUCCUGGUCUACAGCAACAAAAUGAAAGAUGCCAUUGCGGCCCCACCAUCCACCGGUCCCCGCCAUCAAGCCACAUGGGAGAUCACACAGGUAAAUCAUCAGCGGAGUAAAUACGUAUGGGACAUGUAUUGCGAGGAGAAGAUUAGCAAGGCAUUGUAUGACUGGUGUGUCAAGAAUGGCCAGUGCGAUGCGACGUUGGUCGCAAAGUGGAAGAAAGAGGGCUAUGAAAAGUUAUGCUGUCUCAAAUGCGUUCAAACGAAAGAAACAAACUUCAACUCUACCUGCAUAUGCCGGGUUCCAAAGGCGGAUUUGAAAGAGGAUCAGGAGAUUCAAUGCGUUAGUUGCGGUUGCAGAGGUUGUGCUUCGAGCGAUUAG